AUGUCUUCUUUUGAGAGUAACACAGUCACAAGCAAUACAUCAACAUCCAUGUCUUCUCCACGGCGAAAGAGGUAUGAUGACCCUAAGUAUUUAAUUCAGAAGAAGUUCGUCAAAGACUUGGAAACGUACCAAGUUGCCGUUCUCUUAGGGUUACUCAAUAAAGUCUGUUCAUUUACUCUCUUCAAACCCAAGAAAGAGUCUGUUGUUGGCAUAUGUUCUGCAAAGUUGAAGUCGAUCAACUUCAAUGGGGAUGAAAUAGAUAUCAUUCAAUUAGCAGAGAACAUGUACAGACCAAUUUACGAUAGAGAAGUCAAAAAGGGUGUCGCAAAGCCAACUGCAUUUAGAAGAUAUGAAAAGAACAAGAGAGUCUUUGUCCAUAACUUGCUCUUUGACUUGGCGCUUGAGCAUGGCUUUUUCUUUAACUCAAAGUUGUCAAGAAAAUCAACUAAGACGCACUCCAUUGAGCGAAUCGAAAAGGUAUUCUUCAACGGAAAGAUGAUCCUCGAUUUACAACACAUCGCUGUGUUUGGGAGCAUCCUUAACGACUAUUUCUAUAACAUCGUCAAAAAUGACAAUUGUGUUAUUGUCGCUCCACAUGACGAGUCUCUGUCGAACAUAUUGGUCUAA
Entamoeba invadens IP1 is the source of this 627-nucleotide messenger RNA. RefSeq lists its product as hypothetical. The record is from RefSeq and is a predicted model, not a curated record. The transcript has a single exon. Lineage: Eukaryota; Evosea; Mastigamoebida; Endamoebidae. Bases 1 to 627 code for a protein of 208 amino acids.